This is a messenger RNA of Quercus lobata, 912 nucleotides long. Its product is annotated as allene oxide cyclase, chloroplastic-like. The transcript is spliced from 3 exons. NCBI's taxonomy places the organism in Eukaryota, Viridiplantae, Streptophyta, Magnoliopsida, Fagales, Fagaceae. Gene Ontology annotation, biological process: jasmonic acid biosynthetic process. The record is from RefSeq and is a predicted model, not a curated record. Gene Ontology annotation, molecular function: allene-oxide cyclase activity. The coding region runs from base 91 to 858 and encodes 255 amino acids.
AUUAAUUCUCUCACUCUCGUUCAGACCAAACACUUUCUUACACACCAACUAAAAGGCAAAACUCUCAAAAUCUCUGUCUCUCUCUAAUCAAUGGCUUGCUCAAGCUCUGCUUUGAAGACCAUCUCUCCCCCUAUCAAGCUAGCCAAUCCAAGAUCACACCCCACCUCUUCACUCACCAAUAACUCACUCCUAUCAUUCAAGCUCUCAAACACAUCUCUCACCCAAACCCCUAAAUUCCAGUCAAUCUCACCCCAAACCCCCAGCUUUUCACUGCCCAAAAGAUCAUUCACUUGCAAAAGCCAGGCCAACCCAUCAGACUCCACAAGACCUACCAACGUUCAGGAAUUGCACGUGUAUGAGAUCAACGAGCGAGAUCGUGGAAGCCCUGCCUACCUCAGAUUGAGCCAGAAAUCUGUCAAUUCUCUUGGAGAUCUCGUUCCUUUAAGCAACAAAUUGUAUACCGGAGACUUGGAGAAACGGUUGGGGAUCACAGCAGGAAUAUGCAUUUUGAUCGAGAACAAACCGGAAAAGAAAGGUGACCGGUACGAGGCUAUAUACAGCUUUUACUUCGGAGACUACGGUCACAUAGCGGUGCAGGGAGCGUAUCUGACAUACGAUGAGGACACGUACUUGUCAGUGACUGGUGGGUCUGGAAUCUUUGAGGGUGUAUAUGGGCAGGUGAAGCUGCACCAGAUUGUGUUCCCAAUCAAGAUCUUCUACACGUUUUACUUGAAGGGCAUCAAGGACUUGCCAAAGGAUCUUCUAUGCAAGCCCGUGGAGCCCACUCCUUAUGUGGAGCCCACCCCAGCGGCAAAGGCUUGUGAGCCCCACGCAGCCAUUCCUAAUUUCACAAACUAAUAGUAAUUUUCAUAUAAAUUAUUUUACUAUUUAGUUUAUUUUUUUACUAUUUAU